AAAGUCUUUUGUGAUAAAUCUUUUGUGAUAAAGUCGCUGAUAAGUGAUAAUGAAUGUCGGUCGUACUACCGUAUGAUCUAAAUUCGCUCGACGGACAAUCUCUUCUGUUAGCGGGAUUAGUGUUGGCGACGAUUCCAGUUUAUAUCCUUUAAGUUGGGAAAAUGUAGUUGUUAAAACGACAGCUGGACCUGAGUAUCCUGAUCAUAUUUGUAACGUUGCACGAGUAUUGAAGAUCGAAGUCAGACCAUAGUCAGACUAUAUAAGUAAUCACUCGACAAUCUGGCCACUUUGCUUUGGCGCUUUUUAGUCACAACAGUUCACAGCGUGCAAACUGUAAACUGCAACGCAGUUCUUAAGCAGAGUAUUUUUAAGUGACUGUGAAUUUAUGGAUGACAAAGUCGAAAUAAGUUUUGGGGAUGAUGCGGCACCUGCAGGAUUUGCCGGCACCGGAAUUGACAAUCCUGUUUAUCAAUCCGAAACACUCUUGCACUUUCCCGACCAGCAAACCGACAGUUCUUCCAAACCACUGACACUUAGUUUUCACGAUAUCUGCUUCUUCGCCAAAAUUAAGAAAGAAGAGAAGCAAAUUUUGGAUAAUAUCAGUGGAAUUUUCUGCGGAGGCUUAAACGCAAUCUUGGGACCUACUGGCAGCGGUAAAUCUAGCCUGCUGGACGUAUUAGCCGGUCGUAAAGACCCGCAGAACGUCAGCGGUAAGGUGUUGCUGGAUGGGAAAGCCACACCCUCCGAUUUUCGAUUGAUGACCGGUUAUGUCGUCCAGGAUGAUGUCGUAAUGGGAACAUUGACGAUUCGCGAGAAUUUAUCGUUUUCCGCUGCUCUUCGGCUGCCGCAGAGUUUGACAAGCGAUGAACGAAAUCAUCGAGUGAAGCAAGUAAUCGAAGAACUGCAGCUGCAGAAAUGUGCGGACACGAAAGUCGGAACAGAAUUAAUACGGGGAGUUUCCGGUGGCGAAAGAAAGAGGUGCAACAUUGGGAUGGAGUUGAUCACUUCGCCACGAAUUUUAUUUCUGGAUGAGCCAACGUCCGGAUUGGAUGCCAACACAGCGAGUCACGUAAUGAAAAUCUUGCAUCAGAUGUCUCAGAGUGGACGCACAAUUAUCUUCUCCAUCCACCAACCGCGGUUUUCUAUUUACCGGAUGUUUGAUACACUCGUGCUUCUUUCCGCUGGCAGGGUUGCGUACCAUGGAUUAGCCGCUAAAUCGAUAGAUUAUUUUCAAGAAAAUGGCUACGAAAUUGAAUCGCACAAUAAUCCAGCCGAUUUUUUCCUGGAUGUGUUAAUGGGCGAAGUGGAAAGAAAUUCCCAAGCGGGACCAUCGGAUGAACCUCUGGAACUGUUGUACGCGAGAUCUGAGAUCAAAGAAGAAGUCGAUCGGAAACUUGCCUCCAUUUGGUCCGUUCAUCAACUAAGCGGUGGACGAAGCGAAGAAAAUAGCGGCCACAGGGCCGGCUACAAGACAUCGUUUGCACGGCAGAUCGCGAUUGUUUCUGGGCGAACGGUGAAAAACCUAAUCCGCAAUCCGCAAACAUCCAUUCUACAGCUGGUGAUCAUGGUUGUUUUUGGAGCUAUCGUUGGCGCCAUAUACUGGCAAGUGGAUCAGUCUUAUCCUGCCGGACUUCAAAAUCGAUAUGGUGCUUUCUUCUUCAUCAUAAUGAAUUUAGUUUUUGGAAAUCUGGAUGCCGUAGAACUUUUCGUCAAAGAGCGGAGGAUCUUUGUGCAUGAAAACGCAAGUGGCUUUUAUCGCGUGUCCAGUUACUUCCUGGCAAAAGUUUUUUGUGACAUUCUGCCACGACGUACGGUUCCCACGCUGAUUUUUUGCUCCAUUGCUUACUUCAUGAUCGGUUUCCAAACCGACGCCGCGAAGUGUUUUAUUUUUGCGCUGACGAUGCUGUCAGUUGCUUUCGCUGGAGCAUCCUUGGCUUUUCUGUUCAGCGCCUCAGUCAACGUAUUUGCUAUAGGGAACCUUAUGAUUGCUUUGUGCUAUGUUUUUAUGAUGCUGUUUUCCGGUUUUAUGGUCAAUAUUGGGACCGUCUUGAGUUGGCUACAGUGGAUAAAGUGGCUAAGCUUUUUCCGUUACGCUAUGAGCGCGGUCUCAAUCAAUGAACUUCAUGGGAUGGAAUUUUAUUGCAGCCCUGGUCAAAAUGUCACAACGAUAUGCGCCACUGGAGACCAGUAUUUACAACAGCAAAAUAUCAAGUUCGAUGUUCCCUGGGAUUUAUGGCAAAACAUAGUUGCGCUGGCAUCAAUGGCACUUAUUUUGCUUUUCCUUGCUUACGUACAGCUUAGAAGAAUAAAAAAGUUACGGUAACUGUUAUUUCCAAACUAUAACUGUUAUUUGCAAACUGUUAUUUCCAAACUUUUGCGUACUUGCUUUUGGGAACAGCUGGGAACGGCGACUAGCGCAACAACCGCAACAACCGCACUCCAAUGGAAAGAAUACAGUUUUUCCCCAUAGAUGCAUGUUUUACAGAUUCUGUUUUUAACUUGUAAUCACUUAAAUUUGCUGUUUCUGUUAACCAUAAAGUAUCGUACAUGCUCAUUCAGACUUGCGAAGACUUUUUUAGUCGGCAAUUGCCCGUUCGCAUUUUGUUAAGCCGGCACAGAUAGACAGUAA
Messenger RNA from Paramacrobiotus metropolitanus, 2629 nucleotides. RefSeq names its product broad substrate specificity ATP-binding cassette transporter ABCG2-like. Bases 386 to 2323 code for a protein of 645 amino acids. Lineage: Eukaryota; Metazoa; Tardigrada; Eutardigrada; Parachela; Macrobiotidae. Gene Ontology annotation, molecular function: ATP hydrolysis activity; ATP binding; ABC-type transporter activity. The transcript has 12 exons. The record is from RefSeq and is a predicted model, not a curated record. Gene Ontology annotation, cellular component: plasma membrane.